Messenger RNA from Ectocarpus siliculosus, 354 nucleotides. NCBI's taxonomy places the organism in Eukaryota, Phaeophyceae, Ectocarpales, Ectocarpaceae. The record is from the annotation of a GenBank genome assembly.
AUGAUGGCCGUAGCGGGCAUGGCGCAACAGGGGGCCACACUUCAAAACUAUAACAACGAGCUGGUGAAGUGCAUUGAGGACUUGAGGGAAAAGCGGGAAGAGGUCAACCGGCAGAUCUUAAAGGAGGAGGAGGAGAAGGCCAAGAUUCAGAAGGACUUGAGCAUCUUGACGGACCGGCUGAGCAAGAUCAAUGAGAGCCUAGCCCGAAAGGUCCAAGCUAGAAAUGAGUACGACCGCACCGUGCAAGAGACAGAGGCGGCGUACAUGAAGAUCCUCGAAAGCUCGCAGACCUUGCUGCACGUACUGAAACGCGAGACUGUCAACUUGACCAAGAAGAAGCAGGCGUCGGCGUAG